AUGAAUUAUGCGGAGAAGCAAAGCAACAAGCCGAUUCUGGAAAAUCGUAGCAAAUUUCUGCUCGCUCAUUCUAGCAGCGGUUUCAAACAUGCACUAAAGGAAGUGCUGGUAGAUCCGAGUGUUGCAAGUGCUCUCGCUGAUACAAAAGCACAGGCAGAAGUGAAGGCACUGAACACAUUCUACGAUUUAAUGGCCAAUGAUGCAGCACGUGCCUUCUACGGCUACAAGCAUGUAGUGAUGGCCAACGAACACAUGGCCAUCGAGACGUUGCUCCUCUCCGACUCACUCUUCCGAUCCAGUGAUGUUCAGAUGAGGAAGAAAUAUGUAGAACUUGCUGACUCCGUGAAGGCCCAGGCAAGUUGCUUUUUCACUAACACUCACCACUCAAACUCCUGCACCGGUGCAAAUGUAUUGAUAUUCUCAUCGAUGCACGUAUCUGGCGAGCAGCUUAGCGCAUUGAGCGGUGUAGCGGCGAUUUUGAGAUUCCCACUGCACGAACUGGAUGAUGAAGAGAUGUCAGACAGCGACGAUGAUCAGGAUGAUCACCAGAACGACCGAAAAUAA
This is a messenger RNA of Gongylonema pulchrum, 564 nucleotides long. NCBI's taxonomy places the organism in Eukaryota, Metazoa, Nematoda, Chromadorea, Rhabditida, Gongylonematidae. The record is from the annotation of a GenBank genome assembly.